Molecule: messenger RNA, 1833 nt
Organism: Danaus plexippus (monarch butterfly)
Lineage: Eukaryota; Metazoa; Arthropoda; Insecta; Lepidoptera; Nymphalidae
Exons: 9
Coding region: 70-1755 (561 amino acids)
Biological process (GO): transmembrane transport
Cellular component (GO): membrane
Molecular function (GO): transmembrane transporter activity
Source: RefSeq, a predicted model, not a curated record
GUCCUUCUGUCGACGUCUGCGGAUAAUUUGUCUGAUUUGGUCCUAUGUUAACACUGCAUCGAGAAGAAGAUGAUUGUUACAAACACUUUUAGUUUUAAGGGAGUGUGGUGCGCCUUCAUCCAGAUAGCCGUGGUGGUACUGAUCAAUAUACCGACCGUGUCGUUUGGUCUGGCCAUGGGCUGGGUGUCAUUGGUGAGCGGAGAGGCUCCAGCGGAGGAGGCGGAGGCCUCGGGGAGGGGAGCCGUCAUUGCUGCUGUCACCACUUUCGGAGCCUCCAUGGCUGGCGUCCCUUUGAGCGCGCGGGCUUUGCUCUACGGACGCAAGUUUGCUCUCAUUGGUACUUCGGCUUGCUUCGCGCUGUGCUGGACUCUAAAGCUGGCGAGUCUGUGGUGCGGCUCAGAAUGGUCGGGUGUAGGUGCGGCUCUGGUGGUGGUUGCGAGGAUCGCGGCAGGUUUAGGUGGAGCCUCCGCCUGGGCCUUGGAGCCCCUUCUAGCCAGGGAGAUGUGCAGUUCACAGUACCGCGGCGCAGCGGUGUCUGCUCUGUCUCUGGCGCAUAACGUUGGAGUCCUCGCUAUGUACCUCGCAGCGGACGCGGCCGUACCUCACAAGACAGUGCUGUAUUGUUGCCUGUCACUGGCGUUAGUUCAUUGCGUUGCGUUCACUUUCGUUCCUGAAUCACCGUCCUUCUUAGCCGCUAACGGAAAAAUGGAGGAGGCUCGCCUGUCCCUCGCUCGUCUUCGUGGUGUGUCUUCUGAUCAUCCAGAACUGAUCCACGCAUUUGCAGCCUUACCGCCAACUGAAGAAGUGCGAUCUCCGCUUCGACUUGCCAGACAAAUGUUGAGUGAUCGUCAACGUCGCCGUGCUUUCAUCAUCGGUACAAUAACAGUCAUCGGACAAGAGGUCUGCGGCGUGCUGGCCAUCCUGCAGUACGCAGAGAGAAUGUUCGUCAUUGCGAGAGACGAAACUAGACUGACAGACUCGGUACCACCGACCACCCCACUGAAAACAGAAAUUAUGAACGAUUCGAAACAUUUAAUAUGGCCGACGACUAACGAAGUAAUUGUAAAGAAUUUGACAAGCAAUUCUUCUAAUAUUUCUGCUCCAGCAUUAUCCCCAACAUUACAUGAUCUAUCGGCCGGAGUUGUAACAGACGAGUUGUUAUCACCGGCUCGACACGCGGUGCUGCUGGGGACAGUGCAGCUCCUCACUUCCGCCCUGUCGCUGUAUCUAGUGGAGAGAUUUGGACGGAGGCCGCUACUGCUGUGGUGUUCCGUGGUGACGGGAGCGUGUCUGGUGCUGGCGGCACUGGUGACGGGGACGCGCGUGUCCGUCGGGGGGCUCGUGGCGGCGGACGUAGCAGCCCUCGCCAUCGCCGGGGCCGUCGCCGCAGACUCCGCGGGUCUACAGCACGUGCCCUACGCCAUAUUAUCUGAGAUGUUCCAUUAUGAGUAUCGCGGCUGCGCUGUGAUGCUCGCCAUAGCUGGUGCGUGUGCGGGAAACGCCUUGGAGGUGUUGUUGUUCCCGGGGGUGGUGGCUUUCGGGGGUCUGAUGAUGGCGCUCACACUGGCCGCGGUUCUCACCUUCCUUUAUACCGUGUUCGUGGCUCUGGCCGUUCCGGAGACGAAGGACAGGACGCCGGAACAGAUAUAUGACGUCAUCUGUCCUCGACACGAGGGGACUUGCAAAAAAAUUAAAAAAGUGUAUAAAAAUAAGAAUUGUGGAACUAAUAAGGAGACUAUGUGUACUAAAGUGUGAAUAUACGACAAAUAUUAAAGGCAUAUUUAAUAAGUUACAUGAUUAAAGAAAACUGAUAAUAAAUGUACGAAAUUGUUA